This is a messenger RNA of Gasterosteus aculeatus aculeatus (three-spined stickleback), 3457 nucleotides long. RefSeq names its product phospholipase B1, membrane-associated. Gene Ontology annotation, molecular function: retinyl-palmitate esterase activity; phosphatidylcholine lysophospholipase A1 activity; A2-type glycerophospholipase activity. The record is from RefSeq and is a predicted model, not a curated record. Gene Ontology annotation, cellular component: brush border membrane. Gene Ontology annotation, biological process: phospholipid metabolic process. NCBI's taxonomy places the organism in Eukaryota, Metazoa, Chordata, Actinopteri, Perciformes, Gasterosteidae.
GACACACAAAGUGACCGAGCUGUAAAGCCGACCAUCACAUUGUCCAGGGGCGACCCGUUGACCGGCCCGUACGCGCUUCUAUGGAGCGGCUUUGGAUCGCCGUGGCAACAUGUGUGCUCGCGUCCGCCUCUGUCAAAGUUUCAGAUGGACACUUUGGAAAUGAUCCUUCUCUUCGAGCCAACGACUGGUGGGGGGAGUAUGAGGAGGGGAUACGGCACUACAGCAAGGAGGCCCUCAGCAAGGAGUUUCCAGAGAAAACUCGACCGGCGAGCUUCAAUCAGCCCGUGUUUCAGUGUCCGGACAUGAGUCCUUCUUCCUCUGUGCCCUCCUCAGUGGAAUUUGUGAAGGCCGCAGACAUCAAAGUCAUCGCUGCUUUGGGGGAUUCGCUGACUACGGCGAUCGGCGCCAACGCCACCACCGUCCUCGGGAUCCCCAUCGAGUUCCGUCACGUAUCGUGGAGCAUCGGAGGUUUUGGCUCAUAUCAGCACGUCAUUACUUUGGCAAACAUCCUCAAGCUGUUCAACCCCCAUCUGCUCGGUGCUGCUCCCGGCAAGACGGUCCACGGCAUGCAGGCCCACAUCAGCGAAACGGGCUUCAACCUGGCUGUGACUGGACACAACACCUUCAACCUCCCGGGCCAGACGAGGCAUUUGAUCGACACGCUGAGAGGUUAUCAGGGUCUGAACUUUGAGAAGGACUGGAAGCUUCUGACCAUCCUCAUGGGCAUGAACGACAUCUGCGAUUACUGCAAGGAUAAGGCCCUGUUUUCAGUGGAUAACUUCAUUCACUACAUCACCAUCUCCUUGGAAAUGCUCAUGAACGAGGUUCCUCGCAUGAUCGUUAACGUCGUUCAGAUACUUCCCAUGCAGACUCUGAGGGAGGUGCAGAAGCCCACCCCGGGGUGCCUGCUCCAGAGGUCCUUCUGCUCGUGCCUGAUCGAGCCAGUCGCCAGGUCUCCAGAGCUCCAAGAGCUGGUAGAAGUCAAUCGGGAGUUCCAGAGAAGACUCGAGUUGCUGCUGUACAGCGAUCGCUUCUUCAGGGACAACUUCGCCGUGGUUCUCCAGCCCUUUCUGGAGCACGCCGACCCUCCCCGCCUGCCGGUAAACCCGCCCUCGCCGCAGACGCGGAACGGAAAGAUCGACAUGACCUUCUUCACUCACGACUGUUUCCACUUCACCAUCAAGGGGCACGAGGAGCUGGCCAAGGGGCUGUGGAACAACAUGUUCCAGCCGGAGGGGAGGAAGGUGACCGUGAGCAGCUUCUCUGACCCCAUCAGUCUCAUCUGUCCACCAAAGGAGCACCCGUAUAUCUUCACCCGACCGACAGCCGCCCGGUCCGGGCCGCCUCCGUCGCAGGGCGCCGUCUUCCUGCUGCUGCUGCUGCUGCUGCUGCUUCUUCUUGUUUUCGUGGGUUUCUGUUGAGGUGAUGCAGUGGAUUCGUCCUCAGAGACGUUGGAACCUGACACGUAUGGAUGGCGUCGCGCGCGCAGUGAAACUCUGGCUUGUUGCUCUUGGAUUUAAGUUCUAUUUGAUUUCUGCAAAUUGCAGGUUUUGUAAGCAUGAAGUGACAUUUAUGUGACAUUUAUACAUUAAACUAAUCUGAAGUGUUUUCUUUAAAAAAAAAACCCGAACGUGUUACUAUUCUUUAUUUCAACUUUCCUGACCUUUACAAAGUUUGUUAUGCUCUCUGAAGUCGAACUCCCUUUAUAGAAAUGUAACAACGCCGUUAUGCAGAACAUCCGAUCGGCUCGGGGGGGAAAGAAAGAUUCAAAGAUGGAAAGGGAUCUUGUCAAAUGUCAAUGUUGCCAGAAAGCCGUGACUUUUCCCGACCGGCUCGGCCCGCUUUCUCCUCUCUGUCCUCCGGGGACAAAGUAACCCACUGAACAAACACCCCGAGUGUGGAUGCGCUCGCCGAGUGCACGGCGCACUGCGUAUUGACUCUGUUCAAUCAGCGAGGGCAGGUGGACGCUAUAUUAAACGCAGCUCAGGUUGCUUUGAUUCAGCUCCUGAAAGGAAAUGAAAACCGCUCUGCAUGGGAGGCCUCAUCUGGAGCCCGGCGGGACGGUCGUCGAGGUAAACACGUGUUGCGUAAUGCGGGUAAAACCCAUUUAGGCUUUGAAUGGGAGAUUUUAAUGUGUUUAUUUAGUGGGCAUUUUCCUGGAUGCAGAAACACUUUAGCAUCAGAAAUGAACACCACUUGUUUAACGUUUUCUCUCCGCUGAUACAGAUGAUUCUCAAUGAUGUCAUUGUGACCUUUUCUCAGUGAAAGGAAAACCGUCUUCAACCGUUUUUUCGCGGGAACAAACCUGGCGCUGACGCAAAUGAGCCUUUAUUGAGGGUCUGGGAGCACAAUGAGGUCUUUGGGACCUGGUGGGCGGUGCGGUAGGAAAUGAGUCGUGGGCUCGUGUACAUUUGAGACAGAAGAGGGCAAACAAUUUUAUUAAGGACAGUUUUGUUGGUUGGUUGUAUUUACAAUGAGUUUGUUAAUAUAUAGAGACACCUUCAUAUAAUGACACUAUAAAAGAUUCUGCUUCAUGUAUUUUAGUUCAUCACUGUCGGCCCUUUGGUGAAUUUUCAUUACAAGCUCAACCACUUUAAAUGCUGGUAACACGUUACAUUUUUUUUUUUAUAGGCUUAUUUAUAUUUCCACCUGAACAGGUUGAAUCUGUCUCCAGAGUCUAGUUGUACAUGAAAGGGACAUUUCAUCUAUAUGUUGCUGUCCUGCCAAGCAGUCAAAAUAAUCAAUAGUAUUGACAAGUCCCAAUCAGAGUCCUGACACAAAAUCAAUUUCACUCAAUUUUAUCUAUUUUCUUCUUUCCUCAUUUCAUUAAAGUAAUCUAUGCUUGAACAGUCAGUUCGGUGCUCGAUGUUUUUCGUUUCGCUGCACCAUCCUUUCCUGUGCAACACAAAUAAGUUGAUAGCAAAAUGAUACCAAAUUGUGUGCAUAUUUUGUACCCUUAUUAUUGAAACAUAAUCUUCACUUUCAAUCUACACAUCUUUAAUGAUCCAACAAUGAAUCGACCAAACAUCAGUACAGUGCAUCACACCUUUAUUAAGCAUUUAUUUAUUGCUAAAUAAUGAUUAACACAUUAUGUAUCAUGUUAGAUUCAAUUCUGAUCCCAUCUUGUCUUUUCCGAUACAUUUUAAGGGUUUUAUGUUGCAUUUUCUCGGCUUAUGAAUCCAUUCAAGCCACCUGAUCAGAGUAAGAACACAAUAACAGCCAUGACAUCGAGACAAUCAUUUUUCAAUAAACCGUCACCUAGCAACACAUUCAGUCCGGACGGAGACAUGCUGAGCAAAUACAGAGCUUUGUCCCGCACGGGAGGACAACAUAAUGGGGACAGAGACACCAAACAUAUGCAUCUGUAUGCAAAAUAACACACUUGCUUUGUCCGAUCGAGGGGAUUUUCCACUCAUUCAAAUGUAUUUGUUACUAUAUUUGCGCCACUGGAGGACAC